Messenger RNA from Nannochloropsis gaditana CCMP526, 3987 nucleotides. Its product is annotated as wd repeat-containing protein. Gene Ontology annotation, biological process: glutathione catabolic process; proteolysis. The record is from RefSeq and is a predicted model, not a curated record. The transcript has 10 exons. Gene Ontology annotation, molecular function: peptidase activity; protein binding. The annotation marks the transcript as partial.
AUGCCCCGAUCCGAGUUUGUUGGCGUUAAUUUGUCCCGACAUCACUCCAGGAUGUGUCGUCUCACAGCGUACAUUGGCACGCCCAUCGUAGCUGCCGAUCUCGUGACUCGCCCCAACCACUCCAUCAUCACGCAAUCUUUCGCCGCACGCGAGCGCCUGUGUGAGACGCACUACACACCGCCCUGCAUCAACGGGGAUGGCUUCGGGAUCGGGUGGUACUCCUCUGACAUGUCGGAAGACCCCGAGCCUUGCAUCUACCGCAGUACCCGACCGGCGUGGAACGACGAAAAUUUGAUGCAACUUUCAGAAAAAAUACGUUCUCAUCUCCUGUUCGCCCACGUGCGGGCCGCGACCCCUGGCUCGGUGGUAGCCGAGCGCCUCUGUCACCCUUUCCGGUGCGGACGCUACCUGUUCAUGCACAACGGCAAUGUGGGUGGCUUCGACCGUGUCCGUCGACGGCUGAUGGAUCGACUCAACGACGCCUGCUUCGAAUUCGCGGUGGCGAACGGGGCGAGCGACACAGUCGUGUGUUUUGCCCUGUUUUUGAACGCCCUGCCCGACCACAUGGCCGUGGUCUCCCCUGACGUGCUCCGGCAGAACAUGGAGGGCGUCGUGGCCCUGAUCGUUCGCACCUGCCAAGAAUGCGGGGUGGAGGAAGCUUCCUUGUUGAACUUUGUCAUCUCGGACGGCCUCAUGCUCCUGGCCACCCGUUUUGUCCACGACCCGAAAUCCCCCGACUCCUCGCCAGCCUCGCUCUAUUUCGGCGCGGGCACGGCGUACGAACGCAAGACGACCACCACGGCUGGCCCGGGGGGAGCAGUGGUGGCCGGGACGGGAGGAGAGUACGGCAUGACCCACACUGACCGGCGGAUCAAAGUCGUGAUCGCCACCUCGGAGCCUCUCUCGGACAACCACACGGACUGGGUGGUGGUCCCGCCCAACAACAUGCUCAUCGUCACGCCCGACCUCCACCUGCUUCUGGCCCCCCUGGGGGCCUCGGACGCGAUGGGCUUUGCAUUGGAGAACAUCAUGUCGAUGGAACGACGGCUUCUGCCGAUCGAACUCCAGGAUACGCUGGGCCCGGUGGCAUCUCGAGCGGUCUUGGGGAGGGAAGGAGGCGAGCCCAGGGUGGAAACGGCGCGCCCUGCGUCCUUGUCCCCGCGCAAAAGGCUGGAACCGGGGGAGGAAGGGGGGGAGGAAGGGGGGGAGGAAGGGGUGGGGAUCUUCCAGCGGGCCCGGCACAUGAUCUUGGGCCACAGUGAGUCCGCCUUGGCAUUAGCCGUGUCAGGCAACCUGUUGUUCAGCGGGUCCUUGGACGGGUGCAUCCGGGUAUGGAACAUUGAGACUUUCUCCCUCGACGCGGUGGUGCCCUGCGCGGAUGAGGGCCAUGCGGUCUUGGCCUUGGUGGUGCACGGGCAGGUUUUUCAGGCGCUUGCAAGGGUCCGCGGUUCGAUUUCCCCCUACGGUCACGCCGACCCUACCUCUCUCCCUCCCCGCUGCCCCCCUUCCUCCACCCCUCCUUCUCUCACCUUCGAAUCCGCCUUUUCCCCGACUGCCGUCUCCCUUUCCUACCACCCCGAACGCCUUGGGAUGAACCAUUUCGAGUCGCACCAUUGCGGGCCCGUCACGGCCCUGACCGUCUACCCUCCCUACGUGGUCUCCGGCGCGGGCGAUGGCUUCGUCAAGGUCUGGAGCCCGGCUUCCCGCUCCUGCGUCCGGACCUUGCAGGGCCACCACGGCUCCGUCUUGACCCUGCUGGCGGGGAGGGAGGAGGGGGUGGUGAUCAGCGGUUCGAGGGACGGGACGAUUAAAGUGUGGGACAUGGAGUCCUUCUCCUGCCGCCGCACCCUCCGAGGGCACAACGACGACGUGUUGAGCCUGGCAAUCUGGGAGGGCUUCCUGUUCUCUGGCGCCGCGGACGGGGGCAUCCUCGUCUGGCGGGUGGACAGCCUGACGUUUUACCAAGCGUUUCAGCAGGUGGAGCAGGGGGUUCAGAGUUUAGUGGCCACUCAGGAAGGGCAACGUUUGCUCUUUUCGGGCCUGCAAGGGGGCACGGUGCUUGCUUGGGACAUGCCGCAGGAGGCUUCGAAGAACGGUGGGAAGGGUGUCCGGAAGGAGGGAGGGAGGGAUGGAGAGCGGCGGGGGGAUGGGGAGGAUGAGGGAGUGGGGGGCCCUGAAUUGGUUCGCAUGGAGGAGUGCCUGAGCGAAUUUGUCAGUUACCAAAGCGUGUCAGUGUCUGAAGAAGACUUCCACAAGGAGGAAUGCUGGCGGUGUGCGAAAUUUUUGACCUCGCUGUUGGAACGUUUGGGGGCCAGCGUGAAGAUGGUUUCCUUGGUGGAGGGGAAAAGCCCUGUCGUUCUUGCGCGGUUUGGGAACCAACCAGAUAAACCCACAGUCACGUUGUACGGGCAUUACGACGUGGUACCAGCUUCGGAGAGGACCUGGAAGACGGAUCCUUUCGUCAUGAUGGCCUUGAACGGGUACCUCUAUGGACGCGGGGUCACGGACAACAAAGGGCCCAUCAUGGCGAUGAUCUUCGCGCUGAAGGAGAUGAAGGAGCAGGGAAUCUUAAAAGAUAUGAAUGCAGUUCUUUUGCUGGAGGGGGAAGAAGAGACGUCUUCGGAGGGGUUUCGUGAAGCGGUCCUACAAAAUUUGCAUUGGUUUAGGGGCACGGGCCUUAUCUUGCAAGCAAAUAGUACCUGGAUCGCGGACGAUCGUCCUUGCCUGACGUAUGGGAUGCGAGGCACAAUCCAUCUGGAGGUGCGAGUGCACGGACCUAAAAGGAACUUGCACAGUGGCAUCGAUGGCGGGGCAGUUGUGGAGCCUUUAAACGAUUUAGUGGGUAUUCUAGCGACAUUGGUGGACGCGCGCGGAAUGGUCCUGGUGCCAGAUUUUUAUGCCGAAGUGGAGGAGGUGUCGCAAGAAGAACUCGAGCUCUUCGACGCGAUGAAUUUGAACAUUGACGCAUAUAAAGCCUCCUUGGGCGUCAAGGGGCUAACCUGCAAUUCGGGCAGGGAGGUCCUCGCCGGGCGAUGGCGGCAGCCCACCCUCAGCAUCAACCAAGUGGCCUCCUCCAAUCCCACAGACUCCUACUCCAUCCUCCCUAAGGCAGCCAUGGCCAAAAUCAGUGUGAGGACCGUGCCCCGCCAAAAUCCUUCCCGACUAGUGGACCUCAUCCGGGCGCAUUUAAAGCACGAGUUUGGGAAACGUCGGAGCCCCAACGACCUUUUCGUGGAGGUGAAGAAAAUUGGGGACUGGUGGUACGGCGACCGAGGGGCGCAUGCGUUCGAAAUGGCGGAGAAGGCAAUUGAGGAAGUCUGGCAUCAGCCUCCCCUUUACGUCAGAGAGGGCGGCACCAUGCCCAUUACAGCCUUCUUGGAGGACCUGUUGAAAGCGCCGGCAUUGCACCUGCCUUUGGGUCAAUCCACAGACAAUGCACACCUGCCUAAUGAGCGGAUCCGCUAUUUGAAUUUGACAAACGGGAAGGAGAUCAUCAAGAGCAUUCUGCGGCAGGUCGGGGAGUCCGGCCGAGCGCGAGUGGGAAAUGGAGGGUCCUCGGUCCUCAAGGAAGGUCAAGUUCAAGGGAACGGGCAUGGAGAAGCGCAUAGCUCCCUCCACACGGAGAAAAUGGGAGAGGAGCCGAUGGCCUUGCCCGUCCCACAGGCCCGUCGGGCGGUCUCUGUUCCCCUUUCUCUCCUUCCUGCUUCCGCCUCGGGUACUCACGCGCAUCUGACCCCUCUGCAAACCGAGCCUUUGGUGACCCGCCCUACCAUCGCUAGGAGUGGUACGCCCACCCCGCCCUCGUCCUGCGCCUCAGCUUCAUGUCAUGCCCACAGCAAUGCAGGGACAGGGGGGGGGGCAGGAGGAAGCGGGGGGAGGAUGGGGGGGUUGAGAAGCCAGCCGGCGUCGCCUACCGUCACCACGAUGGGGCAAGGGAAUGGAGGAAACACCCCGAAUGCGGGGAAUGGAAGCAAAAAAGGAUGGAUG